ACCAUCCCCUUCCACUACUUCCUCGUGGUAUAAAUGCAAAAGGGGCAAUGCCAGAAUGACAGAACUUGUAUCUACUCUGGAAGAAGUACUUCGUUAGGUGGGAGUAACAGUGUUAUCCCCAGUGACAGUGUCAAUUUUGUGAAAUUGGUGUAUUACAACAUAGGUGAAAAAGUUUUAAAAAAAAGUGAGAAAAUGUAUGAAGGAGUUUACAACGCUGGUGCUGAUGGAAUUUUAGCCGCCAAGGCUGAAUUGAACAACAAAGAGCUCUGGAAUAGAUUCAAUGAAAACGAAACUGAAAUGAUCAUUACAAAAACUGGGAGGCGUAUCUUCCCGAUACUGAAAAUAGACUUCUCGAAUCUGGACCCCGACAAAUACUACUGCCUCCUGCUGGAGAUGCAGCUCAUCUCGCCUCACAGGCUGAAAUUCACAGCGGAGUCUGGCUGGACGUCUUGUGGGGUGGAGGAGACUCCACACCCCGGAGUGUACAUCCAUCCGGAUUCCCCCAGCAAGGGGGAUCACUGGAUGGCUCAAACGGUCAAUUUCGAGAAAUGUAAGCUGACGAACAGCAAUACGCCCAGUCCGGGCAGCCUUACCUUGAGCUCGAUGCACAAAUACGUACCAAAGAUCAUACUGGUACAGACGGACAAUUUGCAACAGUUGCACUGGAGCCCAUCCAAGACUUUCUACUUCAAGGAAACGGAAUUUGUCGCUGUUACAGCGUAUCAGAACAACUCCAUAACAGCCCUGAAGAUCGACCACAACCCCUUCGCGAAAGGCUUCAGAGAGAAUGGUAAAUCGAGAUGCAAGAAGAAAAUAUUCGAGAUGGAGAUGAAGCAAAGAACAUCGUUGAAUUCACCCCGAAACACCGAUUCAUGCGAUAGUAUGUCUUCACCAGAACCACAACCCAUCUAUCAUCCAUCUCCAAUACCUUCAAGCAAGAGUUACUAUACCAUAGAUGCAACUCGCCCAGAACACGAGCAGAUAAUGCCUAUUUGUCCCGUUGCUGUGCCCGCUGUCAAGAAACAUUUACAGCUGGACUUCGUCAAUCCUUUCGAGAAUUACCACAAGCAGAUUUACAUGUACAAACCUUACUUGGAUCAGGCAUCCUUCCGGUUAGAUAUCCAGGAAGCGAAGGAGAAGAGGGAUAAUCAAUCGGUUAGAAAAUUGACCGAUUUUUCGAUAAAGAACAUAAUAGGGGAGGCUUAAACAUCGAUGUUCUUGACGUUGAGCGAAAAGCUGGUGACAUGUUGAUAUUGGUACCAUCAUCAUGAGUCGAAAAAAAAAAGAAUGAGAGCUGUCCGCUUAGCUCUGGAAAAUGCGGUUUCUAUUUGUCAUUGUUUGACACCGAAAAGAAAUGUCGGUGAAGGUGCAAUGGUCUUCAGUGCCAACUUUCCAUGGGGACCAUAGGCGAUUCUGUAGCUACCUUAGCCCCACUAAACGGUUAUCCUUAAAUAUCAAAUACGUUUAGUGGUGCUAAGGUAACUAGAAACUGUUGAUAGUUCUGAUAAAAAUUUUGAUCACCCCCUAGUUAUGGUAGUCUGUCCAACAGUUCCUGGGCAGAGAACAUAAAUUGCCAGAUCUUCUGUAUUGUUUACGAAUCGUAAACGACUUCUAUUGAAAGUUUGUAAUCAGAAGUAGGAUAGAUUUCAAACUUUCCCUAAUAUUUUCCCUUCGGUUCAAUCAUAAUUGAUCUAUCUUUAAGGAGCUUAGCUAGCCAAAAAAUAUGAUUUCAACAACAAAGACUGCAAACUGUGGUCUAUGAACCACACGUUUAUUAACCAUUCGCCCUGUACCGCUCCUGCCUGACAAAACCCAUGACAAGUGACGUUUAUAUUAGGUAUUUGUUUCAUAAUGUGGGUACUAACUUUGGUUCCCUUCAUUAUAUGAUUUUUUUUUUAUACAUAUGUAAAAGUCUCGUUUGCGAGCUUUUUCUUGCAGUCGAGCAAUCGAUUGAGAGAUCAGUUCCAUAGAAAACACUCUUGAUUUACUGUAUGAUAAUUUCAGUUCACUAAUGCGGAAAAAUAUUCCCAAAUUCAUUUCUCAUAAUGGUUUUCUAACACUUACGACACAAUACUUAUAUAUUUUGUGUGAGAUGAAAACUAUACUGUUAUUUCAUCAACGCCGAUUCUAAAAUUCAAAUGUACUAUCUGAAUAAUAUGGAAACGAAAUCGAAAAUAUAAAUCUUAUUGUCAAAUCAUAAGCAAUUUAAAAAAUUUUAAACUUGGUGUUGAUGAAAAUCAACAUUAUUGUGUCCAUUAUUUAAGAAUUUGUCAUUGAAAAUGACUUAUUCCAAAAUUGUUGUGAGUAAAAUAUUGUAAAUUUGUAAAAUAAUUGUUGAUUUUUCAUAUUUUAUUAUAUAUAGAAAUUUUAUAAUGCAGUUUUUUAUGCUUGUCUUCAGUUUAUUACAAUGAAGAUCAGCAACUAUAGAAUGCCGAAAAUAUGCUCUCGUAUUUUCGAAUAUAUUGACAUUUAUUAGCUCUAUUAUUAUCAUUAUUAUUUAUUAAGAUUUUUGCACUAUCACUUCAGUUCAUGAAACUUUUCCCUUAAUCUAAUUGGCCUGUGUUCAAUAAAAAUUAUAUUGAACUAA
Messenger RNA from Coccinella septempunctata (seven-spotted ladybird), 2587 nucleotides. It is a transcript of the gene Doc, whose product is annotated as T-box protein 2-like. Gene Ontology annotation, cellular component: nucleus. The record is from RefSeq and is a predicted model, not a curated record. NCBI's taxonomy places the organism in Eukaryota, Metazoa, Arthropoda, Insecta, Coleoptera, Coccinellidae. Bases 34 to 1206 code for a protein of 390 amino acids. Gene Ontology annotation, molecular function: RNA polymerase II cis-regulatory region sequence-specific DNA binding; DNA-binding transcription factor activity, RNA polymerase II-specific. Gene Ontology annotation, biological process: regulation of transcription by RNA polymerase II; cell fate specification; positive regulation of DNA-templated transcription. The transcript is spliced from 4 exons.